AUGUGCCAGAAUGGCGAGCAUCACCCACCGCAAACCCCGAACUGCCAGGUGGACAGGCAAAUCGCUUCUCUGCAGCCUCCAACUGUUCCGGUGCCAGGCCAGGGAAUGGCAAGGUCUGCUGUCGCUCCGACGAACAUCUCCAGCAUGUCCCUUCACGGCUUUCCCUACAUGCCUGGGCAUGGCGUCGCGUACCGUCCUGGGUUGAUGACAGGCCAGAGCGGUCUCGCACCAAUGGCGCAGCACGUUGUUCUUGUGCCACGCGUAGUUGCAGCACGCUCGAGCUAUGUUGUGGGGCCGAUGGCCACCAUCAGGCAGAUCCCUCUGCAGGCCGCGGUGAUCAUGAAUGCCGGCACCAUUGCACAGAGGGGCGCGUUUUCGGGGAUGCUCUAG
Molecule: messenger RNA, 390 nt
Organism: Symbiodinium sp. CCMP2592
Lineage: Eukaryota; Dinophyceae; Suessiales; Symbiodiniaceae
Source: the annotation of a GenBank genome assembly